Theobroma cacao (cacao) is the source of this 2111-nucleotide messenger RNA. RefSeq names its product beta-glucuronosyltransferase GlcAT14A. Lineage: Eukaryota; Viridiplantae; Streptophyta; Magnoliopsida; Malvales; Malvaceae. Gene Ontology annotation, cellular component: membrane. Gene Ontology annotation, molecular function: glucuronosyltransferase activity. The record is from RefSeq and is a predicted model, not a curated record.
CCAUAUGAGGGAAAGACUUUGCAUCUUGUAAAUGUGUUCAAUUUUUGCAGUCUUUGGUCAAAUCCAAGGAGCCCUCCUACGUUUAACAGAAACUCCUAAGUCUUAGAUACAAAGAGAGUUAAAAGAAAGAACAAGAGAGAGAAACAGAAAAAAAAAAACAAAAAGGAGAGAAAGAGAAAGAGACAUUCUUUCUUCCUUUCUUUAUUAACAAUAAACUUAAAGCUCUGUUCUUUCUCACACCAGUUCAAAAGAAAAACCUUGGGUUUUUUUUUUCCUUGCAAGGAGCAAUCUUUUUGUUGUCUAUCUGCAUCGAAAAUCAGCUAUACAAAGUAUAUUUUGGAAUACACAUAAGAGGAAAGGUCUUGAUCUGAAGACCGAUGGUACGUGUGGGUACCAUUUGUAACUGAAUCAAGAUAGAAAGUUGUUUCUUUUUUAUGUUCUGUGUUGGUGAUGAGCACAAUUGGGCUGUGAAGAUUAUUUAUUGGAUCCUAUGAUAAGGUCUCGCAAUGGUGUCGUUGAACAUGGAGAGGAAAUGGGUAUUUCCGCUUGUGAUAAGUUCUCUCAUAUGCAUGUUCCUUCUUGUCACUUCCUUCAAUAUGGGGCUUGUUUCUUCAGUUUACAGAAUCAAUUCACUCUUCUCCAUUUUCCCGGCUCAUAUUUCAAUGAAUCAAAGAAAGCCAGGCUAUGCUGAAUCGAAGAUUAAUCAAGGUGCACUGCCGCCUCCUCCUGGUCCAACAAUACCGCGUUUUGCUUAUUUGGUUUCUGGAUCAAAAGGUGAUCUGGAAAAGCUUUGGAGAACUCUUCAUGCACUGUAUCAUCCAAGGAACCAAUAUGUGGUCCAUUUGGACCUUGAGGCACCUGCAGAUGAAAGAUUGGCGCUUGCUUCUCGAAUAAAAAACCAUACAAUUUUCUCCAAAGUUGGGAAUGUUUAUAUGAUCACCAAAGCUAAUAUGGUUACUUAUAGAGGACCCACCAUGGUUGCUAAUACUCUCCAUGCUUGUGCCAUUCUUCUCAAGAGAAGUAAAGAUUGGGAUUGGUUUAUCAAUCUCAGUGCGUCAGAUUAUCCUCUUGUGACUCAAGAUGAUCUUCUUUAUGCAUUUUCGGCUUUAAAUCGGAACCUUAAUUUUAUUGAGCAUACAAGCCAGCUUGGUUGGAAAGCGGAUAAAAGAGCAAUGCCUUUGAUUAUAGAUCCUGGGCUCUACAUGUCAACCAAGUCUGAUGUAUUUUUGGCCACUCCAAGAAGAACAUUACCUACAGCAUUUAAAUUAUUUACUGGUUCAGCAUGGACUGUGUUGUCACAUUCAUUUGUAGAGUUCUGUGUUUGGGGUUGGGAUAAUCUACCAAGAACUCUACUCAUGUACUACACAAACUUUGUCUCCUCCCCUGAAGGUUACUUUCAAACUGUCAUAUGCAAUGUUCCAGAGUUCACUAACACUGUUGUCAAUCAUGAUUUGCAUUAUAUUUCAUGGGACACACCCCCUAAACAGCACCCACACACCCUUACCCUUAAUGACACAGACAAGAUGAUUAGGAGUAAUGCUGCUUUUGCACGGAAGUUCAAACAAGAUGAUCCUGUCUUGGAUACGAUUGAUAAGGAUUUGCUUGGUCGGGCAAGCAGGAGCUUCACCCCAGGUGCUUGGUGCUCUGGCAAACCAAAAUGUUCGGAAGUUGGGGACUUCAACAAGAUCAAACCAGGUCCAGGAGCUCAAAGGCUUCGCCAACUCAUAGCUGCAUUAGCUAUAAAGGCUAAUCUUGGUCAAGAUCAGUGUAAAUAGGUUUCAUGAUGGGGAAGUUUAAUCGAUGAGGCAGACCACAGCUGAGAAAAUUGUAUCUAAUAGAAGAAUUUCAAUAAUGGCAUUGCUCAUCAGGCCUAAUCUCGGUUAUAAUUGAAUGCGAAUCUUAGUUGUGCUGCAACCAUAGGAACUCAGAAUUAUAGCCAUGUUCAGGAUCAAAAAUCAAUCUCAACACCCUACUUUUGUUAGGUUCUAAUUUUACAAAAACCUACAUACAUCCCUCUCUCAGAAUUGUUAUUCAAUAUUUUUCUUCCAUAGCAAUAAUUUUGAUAUAUCUUGGAAACUCUUGAUGUUGAAGUUUCUUCCAAUUAUUGGUCA